Pseudophryne corroboree (corroboree frog) is the source of this 5497-nucleotide messenger RNA. It is a transcript of the gene SMIM1, whose product is annotated as small integral membrane protein 1 (Vel blood group). The record is from RefSeq and is a predicted model, not a curated record. NCBI's taxonomy places the organism in Eukaryota, Metazoa, Chordata, Amphibia, Anura, Myobatrachidae. The coding region runs from base 279 to 518 and encodes 79 amino acids. The transcript has 4 exons.
CGCUGAGGUCUAAUUUUCCCCCCUCUCCUCUCAAAGGAAGGAUUUGGGAUUCUGCCAGAAAGAAAGGAACUACACACAGUCAGCUGAGGAGUCCAUGAAAUUCUGUCAGAUGUGCUGGGAUUUUGUUUUUCUGAAGCUCAUUGUAAAACUUUCCCAUCACUCCCCAUCCCUGCUGACUGCGACCAGAGAGAUCCAGUUAUCCGCCCUGAGUUUGGGAGGAUGCUGAUAAAAAUGAAAACACCACAAUAAAAUGUAUAUUCAAGUUUGACCUCCAGAGGAUGCAGCCACAGGAGACACCCGGCGUUCAGUAUAGUCGAUGGAAUGAUAGAAACCAAGAAGAAAUUAGCGUGAACAUGUCUACCACAGAAACACCAACAUGGCGGAGAGUCUACAACGUACUGUGUACCGGGAAGAUUGGCAUCGCUAUGAAAGUGGUGGGAGGACUUGCCUUGUUUUGGAUUAUAUUCAUCAUUGGCUAUGUCACCGGUUACUACGUUCACAAAUGCAAAAAAAUAUAAACAAUCAGGAAGACACAGGAUCUUUGCUCCAUAUGCCGGGAAUGGCGCCCCCCAGUGUAAAGAUGUGAGGUGACACCUUACCCUGCACCAAGAAUUUAUGAGAUGUAAAGUUGUUAGGGUAUUCAUAGCUCAGCUGAGGUAUUAUCUUAUGCAAGCCACAGACAUGUUUUAUGUAAAUAUAUUUGGACUAUUUUACUUAAUAAAGUCACUUGACUAGGACUCCUAUUAUCCAUACUGAAGCACUAUUGUUGACAUGAUUGUAAAUGUGAUACCCUCCCAUUAUGUGUUUAUGGUAGCACUUUAUGCAUAAGUUAGACGUUAGUUGUCAAGCAGCAAUAUUUCAUGCUAAGCCUAAAGCUGUAUUGUCACCUGCUUUUAGCAAUAUGUUCCUCUCCCUUCCCAAUACCAUGGGGUCUGCUCCAUCGCUCUCUAGUUUGUCUCACCAACACUGAAUAAAACAAGACCAUUUGAUGUUGCAGCGGGAUUGGUGGCGGGUCAGAGUUUGGAUUGGUGUGUAGGGGGAGCAAUGGGGGUUGCGGAGGAGGACCACUUGGAAGCCACAAUUGCAUACAAACAGAAACAUAGAAUUUGACGGCAGAUAAGAAACACUUGGCCCAUCUAAUCUGCCCCUUUUUUUUACCAUAUUGUUUAUCUCACACCUUAUUAGAUCCUUAUAUCUUUGUAAGGAUAUCCUUAUGUCUAUCACAUGUAUGUUUAAAUUGCUCUACUGUCUUGACAUCUACCACCGAUAGCAGGCUUGUCCACUACACUUUCUGUGAAGUAAUUUUUCCUCAUAUUUCCCCUGAACCUUCCUCCCUCCCUACAGUUUUAGUGCAUGAUCUUGUGUCCUUUUGCUUCUCUACUUUUGAAGAAUUUUUCCCUCCUGGACUUUGUUAAAACCCUUGAUUUAUUUGAAUGUCUCUAUCAUGUCCCCCCUUUCCCUUUUCUGCUCCAAACUAUACAUAUUGAGAUUUGUUAGUCUUUCUGGGUAUGUUUUGUGAUGUAGGCCAUGCACCAUUUUAGUUGCCCUUUUUUGUUCUCUAAUGUAUUAAUAUCCUUUUGAAGAUAUGGCCUCCAGCAGAGCUUAAAGUGGUUCUGGAAAGGUGGUGGAACUCAUUUUUUGCCCACUACCUACCCCUGGCCCCCACCCCCCUUUAGGCGGAGCUAGGGCCAAUGCUAGGGUUUUCGGCAUUCCCUGCAAAUUUGUGCCCCACCCCCCAUUCUUUAUAAAGGGAUUGUGGUCUCACAAGGAAGGGACGUGGUCACGCAAUAGUACCCCAAAUGCAAAUUACGCCACACAGUAGCACAAUGUUAUUCCAAUUACACUGCAUGUAGUGCCACUUAUUCACAUUACAACACACAGUAAUGACCCUUAUUCAAGUUAGGUCACUCAGUAGUGCCCUUUAUUCACAUUACGCUGCAUAGUGGUACCGAUUAUACAUGCUAUUCCACACAGUAGUGCCCCUUAUACAUCAUUCCCACAGUAGUAGUGCCCCUAACACAUAAUGCCGCUUAUGCACAUAAAGCCCACAGUAGAGCCCCUUCCACAUAAUGCCAAUAGAAGUGCCACGUGUACUCAUAAUGCUCACAGUAGUGCCCCUUAUACUCAUCUCAGCCUCUGUCACUCCAGCAGCUCACCGCCUGUGUCCCUCCAGCAGCUCCAUGCCUUACAUCCCUCCGGCAGCUUCCCCUGCCUCUCUGUGCCCCUCCAGCCCCCUUACCUUGUCUUCAGCAUGCAAAGAGCCUGCUCCUCUUCAUGGCUCUUCACUUCAGUGGCAGUGAUGGCAUGACAUGGCAUAUGCAGUGCUAGGAAAAGAAGCUGCUGGGACCUGAGGAGGGAAUGAACGACAUCUGACAGACACAGCAUGCAUGAGAAUCAGGAGGGAUGAGCCACUGGUGGAGGAGGACCAUGAAGCUGCCAGUACCAGAGUAUCAUCUAUUGACGUGGGUGUCAGGGUGGAAAUUUUCUAUUGGAAUUACUGUGCAAGGCUGUGGAGGUGGUGGAACUAGUUGCCCCUGCAAUUACAGUUCCACCUCGUUCCCUCUCACUUUAACCCCUGGCCUCCAGAAUUGAACACAGUAUUCAAGAUGAGACCGUAUCAAUGACCUAUACAGUGGCAUUAUUACUUCACUCUUUCUGCUGCUGAUUCCUCUCCCAAUGCAGCCAAGCAUCUGACUAGCCUUCCUUAUUGCUUUGUUACAUUGCUUACCUGCCUUCAAGUCACUUGAAAUAAUGACCCCUAGAUCCCUUUCCUCCUCAGUAGUUUCUGUAUACUGUAUUUAGCCUUUGGAUUUUUGAGACCCAAGUGCAAGAUUUUGCAUUUUUUGGCAUUAAACUGUAAUUGCCACACUCUUGACUAUUCCUCUAGUCUACCUAGAUGCUCAAUCAUUUGUUUUACCCCCACCUGGUGUGUCUACCCUGUUGCAUACCUUUGUGUCAUCUGCAAAAAGGCAUACUUUCCCUUUAAUGCCAAUUGCAAUGUCACCAAUAAAGAUAUUAAAAAGCACUGGUCCAAGUACAGAUCCCUGGCGUACUCCACUGGUAACAUUUCCCUCCUGUGAAUGCACUCCAUUUACUACAACUCUCUGUUUUCUAUCCUGCAACCAAGAUCUUAUCCAAUCAACAAUCUUAGUAUCCAAUCCCAAACUUUCGAGGUUAUUUAGCAGUCUGAUGUGGAACAGUGUCAAAAGCCUUACUAAAAUCUAUAUAAGCUAUAUCCACGGCUCCACCUUUUUCCAUCACUUUAGUCACAAAGUCAAAAAAUGUCAAUAAGGUUUGUUUGACAUGAUCUCCCCCCAGUGAAUCCAUACUGUUUGGGAUCCUGUAAAUUGCUGGAUGUGAGAUAAUCUACAACUCUCUUUUAAGAGUGUUUCCAUCAAUUCCUACUACUGAUGUAAGACUCACUGGUCUGUAGUAGUUUGCCUUUUUCUUGCUCCCACUUUUGUGCAGUGGGACUAUGUUUGUUCUUUUCCAGUCCUCUGGAAUUACUCCUGUAGCUAAUGACUGGUUGAACAAUUCUGUUAAUGGUGCUACCAGCACCUCUUUAAGCUCUUUUAGUAUCCUUGGAUGUAUCCCAUCUGGCCCCAUAGAUUUGUCCACUUUCAGCUUUGAGAGUUCUGUUAAGACCUUCACCUCUGUAAAUGUACUUGUUUAAUUUUCCUGAAUAUCCCUGCAACUUUACUAUGGCCCCUUCCCCUCUCUUUCAGUAGUGAAUACUGAGCAAAAAUAAUUAUUAAGAUGAUCUAUCACAUUGUCUCCCUCAACAAGACUCCCAGUCUGUCUUUAGUUUUAUUAGUCCGCCUUUUGGUUUUCUCCUUUCGCUUAUAUACCUUAUAUAAAGUUUUGCCUCCUUUACCCACUGACUGGGCCAUUUUCUCCUCAGCUUGUGCCUUUGCACUUCUGAUUACCUUCUUAGUCUCCUUCUGUCAAACAAGAUAUAUAAGAGUAACCAUGGAUAAUUUAAGUACAUGGGGGGGGUCAUUCCGAGUUGUUCGCUCGUUAUUUUUUUCUCGCAACGGAGCGAUUAGUCGCUAAUGCGCAUGCGUAAUGUCCGCAGUGCGACUGCGCCAAGUAAAUUUGCUAUGCAGUUAGGUAUUUUACUCACGGCAUUACAAGGAUUUUUCUUCGUUCUGGUGAUCGUAAUGUGAUUGACAGGAAGUGGGUGUUUCUGGGCGGAAACUGGCCGCUUUAUGGGUGUGUGUGAAAAAACGCUACCGUUUCUGGGAAAAACGCGGGAGUGUCUGAAGAAACGGGGGAGUGUCUGGGCGAACGCUGGGUGUGUUUGUGACGUCAAACCAGGAACGACAAGCACUGAACUGAUCGCACUGGAAGAGUAAGUCUGCAAACUGCAAAUAAAUUUCUGUUUGCAAUUUUGAUAAGCUAAGAUUCACUCCCAGUAGGCGGCGGCUUAGCGUGUGCAAUGCUGCUAAAAGCAACUAGCGAGCGAACAACUCGGAAUGAGGGCCCUGGUUUGGAACUUGACAUUAGAGGAGGGGAGGCACUCACCGGAGACUUCCACUGUGCCCCUGUGGGCCAAUACAAACAUGGUUAUAUACCCCAAAAAAAAUUUGGUUAAGCACUUAAUGAUAUCUUAUAAGAUAAUAAAUUAUUGGAGGAAUGUGUUACAAAACAGGGAGCACGUCAAUGUGAUGCCGAAAUACAAAAGUAAUACAGUAGAUUAUACUUUUCCUAUAUGUCUGGGUUCAGGCCCAUCAACGCUAGUGUACAAGCUCCGCAUGCGCACCCCUUCAUGCAUUCUAGAGAUAACUCAUUUUUGUGGGAAUUAUGUGAAAACAGACGUUUUCUGAGGAUUUCCUGUUCAAAUAUUUAAGAAGUUUGUUCCUAAGACUUCCUGUACAGAGAUGUAAGGGUCCCAGCACUGACCAAAUUUUCCAUGCCUUCCUUGCACUACAAAGAUUCCCUUUAAGUUACCAAAUCCAUUAUAGUGAUAAAACGCAUAUAGCAGAAUAUGUUUUUGCCUAACAGCCAGGAACAAGGUCCAAAGCCGGCAUUCUGACUGGUGUCCGGAUUCUGGCAUCAGUAUUCCGACAGCAGUUAUCUUAACCGCAUCCCCAGGAAAAUAACAGGUAGUUUAAAUACACAUAAUUAAAAAUGAACAGUAGGCAGUACGGAUGGUGUAAUGGUUAGCAUUACUGCCUCACAGCACUGAGGUCAUGGGUUCCAUUCACACCAUGGCCCCAACUGUGUGGAGUUUGUAUAUUCUCCCCGUACUUGUGUGGAUUUCCUCCGGGUACUCCGGUUUCCUCCCACAAUCCAAAAAUAUACUGGUAGGUUAAUUGGCUCCCAACAACAUUAACCCUAGUGUCAGUGUGUGUGCAUGUAAAUGUGGUAGGGAAUAUAGAUUGUAAGCUCCACUUGGGCAGGGACUGAUGUGAAUGGCCAAAUAUUCUCUGCAAAGCGCUGCGGAAUAUGUGUGCGCUAUAUAACUUGUAAUAAUAAUAAAAUGACAAUUACUUUG